UCAACAUGCAGCAACUCAUCCUGCCCGUUCUCCUGGCCUCAUGCUGGACAACCUGCGCAGGAGCUGGAGAUUGGUGUUAUCAGUCCCAGUUCUCCUGUGAUCAUCAGUGCAACGCGCCGGACAAUUGGGACCACGCCCACACCGACUGUGGAGGAAGAAACCAGUCGCCCAUCAACAUCGUCACAAGAAAGACUUUGAGAGACGAGCGGCUGACCUCUUUCCAGUUCGCCAACUACCAGCAGGUCUUCAGAGGCACGAUCAAGAACAACGGCCACUCGGUUCAGGUUGGAGUUCCUAUCCUGAGCACCAUCUCAGGUGGAAGCCUGUCCACCAGCUACAAGGCUGUGCAGUUCCACCUGCACUGGGGCAACAAUGGAGGGCCUGGCUCCGAACACACCAUCGAUGGGGAGCAGUAUCCCAUGGAGCUGCACAUUGUUCACAUGAAGCACCACUACACGGACCUGACCACAGCGCUGUCAGACCCACAGGGAGUGGCAGUCCUUGGGUUCUUCUACGAGAGAUCCAAUAGUGCCAACCGGAAGUACGAGCCGAUCAUCAAAGCUCUGCAAAGCAUCAAAGCUGCAAAUGGAAAUACGUCUUUGCAUUCCAUCUCUCUGGCACAACUAAUCCCACCUGAGCAAAAUCUGACCAACUAUUACCGCUACAAGGGCUCUCUGACCACCCCAGGGUGUAGCGAGGCUGUGAUUUGGACUUUGUUUGAGAACCCCAUCCCUCUGAGCAUGGAACAGCUACGGGCGUUCUCUGAGCUCAAAUUCCAGGACGGGAAGCGGAUGGUGGGGACCUUCAGGCCGGUCCAGCCUCUGAACGGUCGGCAGGUGUUCCGGUCUGGAGGCGCAGUGAUCCUGGCCAGUUCCGCCCUCCUACUGGCCGCCAUGGCCACGGCCCUGGGCCUGUCCCAAACCAACUAGAGCGAGGUAUCCUGCUGCACUGCGACAUCCAUGAUGUGUCUCUCCUCCGCUGAACCCUGGUUUGCAACAUCUUCAUCGCACGGAGAGGACCGACCAUGUUGUAGUGCAGCCAUGACUCACCUGGUCUUCCUCCCUUACAGAACAAAUGACAAAGGUGUUCGAGGAACGCCUUACGAACUGUGCUGUGAGAGUUUGACCAGCAUUCAUGCAUGCGCAGUGAAGCAGGAGGUCAUAUUUCAGCGUUAUGAAUGUGCCAUUAAGCAGGUUGUCAAGCACUCAAAGUGCCAACUGAAUUCAAAAUUCAACAUCAGAUCCCGUAGUCGUACCUUCAUUUUUCACACAGUGUCAUUCCAUAAACACCAGCAUACGAUCGUACCCUUUAGACCUCCUUGUCCAAUGUCAGGUAAAUUUAGCCUCUGCUCCAUGACAGGGCGAGCCGCCGAUGGAGUGCCAAUGACGGCCCAAUGACCCGACACGUGGUGCGCUGUUCUCAGCGGGGCAUGUGAACGGCCUCGAGCUAUUUAUAGCAGAACUGAAUCAAAUAAAUAUGCUCCAUUUCAAAGCCAGUAGUCAAAGGAGUCAGGAGUUUGACUUUUCUUUCAAAGUCCAGGAGCACACGGCACGCAGACGCUCAGUCAGCAUUUGGUUUGAGGAAGCGGGGAGGGUGAGGGGUGCAAGGUCUGGCCUAUCGCCACGGGAAUCAAUUGUCAGGAGCAGAUCUGCAGUCUAUUUCCACACCUUAGACAAAGACGAAGCUGAACAGAUGCUAACGAUGUUCAGUGAGGGGGAGGGGGAGGGGGGGCAUCUGCAGAGCGAGAGGACAGGAGACUUUUGAGAAUCGACCGGCGCACAAAACCACUGAUCGUUUCCAACCAACGUCAUUGUCUUCAUCCAUCUCAAAACACUCUCGUGAAUCUGCAUGCCCUGAUGUUCCAGAUGUUCCUCAUGAGCUGAGUGUACAUGCCCAUUUAAACCGUGCUUGCCAAAUUCAGACACACACACACAGCCGUGAAGUUCAGUGAGCUUGUCUUGAGAACAUGUGACUGUGUUCAUGGUUUGUAUUACAGGGUCUCGGAUGCACUGCAUGGUAUCGACUGUGACUCACACCCCACUGAGUUCUCACUCAUUUAUUCAGGAGGACUCAUUAAGUAUUCUAGAGAGAGUCCUUUGCAAUUUUCCAGAAGGAUUUGUUGUGCUGAUCGAACAAGGAAUCUGUAUGUUUCCCAUAGUUUCAUAAUGCAUUGAGUUGUAUUUCUAUGCUGUGUCAUUGUACACAUGUAUUUAUGUACUGAAUGUAUAUAUUAAUAUGAGACGGACAGUUGUGUUAUUUAUAUGCAAAGUUUAUAUAUAUGGCACUGAAUGCAAAAUCAUAUAUGAAGUAUCAAGCUGUUUCGUGAGCAAUCAAGUUUACUUAUGUUGUCAUGCUUGAACUUGUCAUGGCCGAUGUGUUCUGACAAACGAAUAAACUCCGUACAUGACUUUUUAA
Molecule: messenger RNA, 2415 nt
Organism: Pseudoliparis swirei
Lineage: Eukaryota; Metazoa; Chordata; Actinopteri; Perciformes; Liparidae
Gene: ca4a
Product: carbonic anhydrase IV a
Exons: 8
Coding region: 6-929 (307 amino acids)
Cellular component (GO): plasma membrane
Molecular function (GO): zinc ion binding; carbonate dehydratase activity
Source: RefSeq, a predicted model, not a curated record